CAAUACAGAAUACUUAUACAUGUACAUACUACAGUACUACUACGUACAGAGUCCUGUUGAGCAAGCUCGGUUAGAGAUUCCGUCGCUUAUUUAGAGCCAUCUCGCGCUGCUUUUCGUUGGAGCCAUCUCGUCGGGCUAUGUUGUAUUAAUCUACCUGGUGGUGGUUGUGUGAUGGCUAACUAAAAGCCUGCCAUACAAAACACUAAUAUCGCAUAUCUAUCAACCAUCAAUAACCAUCCGACAACAUCUCGAUUGUGUGGCACAGGUUUUCGCCUGCAGCCAUAUGGAGUCAAGAUGGGUAUCACCUUACCACAGUCUAUUCAGCCUCAAGAAUGGUCGGCAACCAUCUGGGCCCUGGUUCUCACCUCAGCCGUUGCCUUUCUAAUUCAGGUUUUUCGGCGGCCCUCUUUCCCCCAAAAUGCGCCGAGAUUAUACAAAAAAGGAGACUGGCCUAUCGUGGGAGCGCUGGAUUUCUACUACGGUCGCCGUUCCGACUUUAUGAAGGAGGCAUUGCGGGACUCGAAGACGGGCAACUUUAGCUUCUACAUUGGCAAGAAGCAGUUGGUUGGUGUAUCAGGUACCGAGGGUAGGAAACUAUUUUUCGAAAGUAAAGACCUUAACUUUCCUGAAGCCUUUGCGGAGCUUUUAACUGGACAGCCGCAAGCACCCGAUAAAAACCAUGACAAUUUUGCGCAAGAAUUCUCAAAAGCUCUCGUCCCUCUGAUGAAGAAGGAGAACUUCAUCAAGAACCUCGAUCUCUUGACUGGCGACACGCGCGCCGCAUGUGAGGCGCUAGCAGCCGCUGAGCCGUCCAAGGCCGAUCCGGACUGGCGAGUGACCGACCCCUUCGAGAGCUUAUACGAGAUCGUGUACCAGCUCACGAUGAGGACCGUCGGCGCCAACGACAUUGCCGAAGACCCGAAAUUGCUGAAGCACACGCUCUCCAUCUUUGACUGGUUCGAGAAAGCCGACUCAUUCGCCAAGGUCAUCUUCCCCUGGUUGCCCACGCUCAAUCAUUACAUGCGAAUGUACUACGGCGCGAAGCUCGCCUUUGUCUUCCGCGACCUCAUCGAGAAGAGGAAGAAGACAGGCGUAAAGGGCAAUGAUGCCUUGCAGUUUCUCAUCGACCGUGGCCUAACUCUUACGAGUAUCGUCGGGUUCGAGAUUGGCGCCCUGUUUGCUGGCCAGCUAAACAGUGGUAUCAACGCUGGAUACCUGCAGGUGUACUUGACACAGAACCCAGAAUGGAUGGCGAGAUUGCGCGAGGAAGUCGACGGCGUCGUAGCGAAGCACCGCACAAGCCCGUCGCAGUCGCGCGCCGACGUCCUCUGCGCGCUCACGAUCGAGGAGUGGGAGGGCGAAUUCCCGCUCAUCGACCUGGCGUUGCGCGAGACGAUCCGCUUCUGUCUGCCCGGCGCUACAUUCCGAAAGAACAUGUCCGGCCACGACAUCCCUAUUGGAGAGUCGGGAGAAGUUAUCCCAAACGGUGCCUUCGCGAUCUUCCUUCUCGAAGACAGUUUGUUUGGCGACUGGUAUACUGAAAAGAUGAAGUGGAACCCCUCACGGUAUUUCGAAGAGAACGCCGAGGACAAGAAGGCUCCCCAUGCGUACGUCGGCUGGGGUUCAGGACGUCACCCCUGUCUGGGCAUGAGGUUCGCGAAGCUAGAAAUGGCUAUGAUCACGGCGUUUUGGGUCGGCAUGUUCGACUUCGAGUUCUCUGACAAGGACGGCAACCGGGUCGUCCCGACGCCGUCAUCGCUGAUUAUGAACCGCAAUCGGCAUUCAGCCAAGAAGCCUGACCAGAAUAUGUACUUGCGCUACAAGCCGAGGGAAGCCUAGGAUUGUGCUUUUUGGUUGUGAGCGAAGAGGACGAUGCAAAGAGCGAGAAGGAGUUCAAGACGAUAAAUUGGGGUGAAUUGGAUGGUUGAC
This is a messenger RNA of Xylaria bambusicola, 1929 nucleotides long. Its product is annotated as cytochrome P450 6A1. The coding region runs from base 295 to 1839 and encodes 514 amino acids. Gene Ontology annotation, molecular function: iron ion binding; heme binding; monooxygenase activity. The record is from RefSeq and is a predicted model, not a curated record. NCBI's taxonomy places the organism in Eukaryota, Fungi, Ascomycota, Sordariomycetes, Xylariales, Xylariaceae. The transcript has 4 exons.